AUGGCUGCAAUUGUUUGCCACGGUUUACCUUCAUGUCAUGAUUCUCACCUUGUUGAGUCAAGGUUUCAUAAUAUUCGUUUACCUUCCCCAAAACCACUCACCACUCAACCCAUUGAUUUACCUUUCAAGACUUGUUUUUGGGAUUUCGAAAACAACAUUAAUAAAACUAUAACUGUUGAUUCUAAUCCCAAAGAAGAUAGCUGGAGUUCCAUUCAAUCACUUUUCAAAUCCAAUGCUUCUAAAGGCCUUAAAGAAACUACCUAUGUUGAUCCCAAUGUGAAGCUUCCAUGGCAUAGACUUAGCCCUAAGAGUUUGGAGCUUUGCACUGAGAAUUUAGGGAAUGAAACAGGUGCUGAUAUCCCAGAAUUUAGCAUUGACUUGCUUUCUUCAACAAACUCAGCUUGUGGUAAUUUAGAGACAAAGGAACAAAAGAAAAAUUCUUGUCAAAAUUUGGGAGGUGAGAAAAUGAGAACAAAGAGUUUUCCACCACCGUUGAAGAGUAUGAGAGGAUCAGAAUCUAUAAGAGUGAAACCACAUAGAGAAAAUGGAAGGUUAGUGAUUGAGCUAACCAAAGUUCCAUCAACUGUUUCUUGCUUCCAAGCUGAGAGAAGUAAUGGAAGACUUCGUCUUUCUUUUUGGAAUGAUCCCGAAGAAGAUGAAAAUCAAGGGUUUGAGGACGUAGAGAAUUCACCGGUUGUUGUUGCUCUUGACGCUCCCUCGGUCUCCCCAACAAAAGAAGAGGAGAGUGUGAAGGAAGUAGUAGAAGAAGAAGGUAUUGAUAAUGAGAAGGAGAAAGAGACACCGACACGUGUUGUUGAGUGUAUAGAGAAGGAAGAAAAUGGUUGGAAAGUUGAGAGUGAAGUGAAAAUGGAGAGGUAUGAGAGGGGAAGUAGAAGAAGGAGAUGCAAAGAAGGUAAACAUGAAAACAAUGAAAGGUUGGGAAAUUGGGGUGAACCUCUUUGGCUUGCAUUGGCAACUUCUUGA
Messenger RNA from Medicago truncatula (barrel medic), 984 nucleotides. RefSeq names its product protein FANTASTIC FOUR 3. The record is from RefSeq and is a predicted model, not a curated record. The coding region runs from base 1 to 984 and encodes 327 amino acids. Lineage: Eukaryota; Viridiplantae; Streptophyta; Magnoliopsida; Fabales; Fabaceae. The transcript has a single exon.